GGAAUUGAGAGUGGCCGGAGAGUAUAAAAUUAACAUGAAAUGGCCAGCACCAAAUUAAACUGUUCCCAUCCCUGCCGUAAACUCUGGGUGCUCAUCCGAUUGGGUCACUCCGACGACCAGCGCGCAUAAGAGACAGAUUCCGGCGAAGAUCUCCGUCGACCCGGAGACAUUACCGACGACUCAUCCCAAGCUUUCAUCACCUUGUCCGUUGAUCACGGUGUUGAUGAGAAAGCUUGGACUACCUUGAACCGGAAAACUAUUGCAUCAAUCAGACAAUAUGUUUCUUUAAGUGUGUUGCAACAUGUUGCUAAUGAAACUAAUGCUUUUGAGAUGUGGAAGAAACUUGAAUCCAUGUACGAGAGGAACAAUGCUAUGGGAAAAGCUUCUUUGAUUAGGAAGCUUGUUAAAUUGCAAUACAAAGAUGGUGGUAGCAUUGUGGUUCACAUGAAUGAAUUUCAAGGUGUGGUAAACCAACUAGCCGGAAUGAAGAUGAAGUUGGAGGAUGAACUUCAAGCCUUGUUGUUGCUUUCACUUAGCAACUCUGCUCCGGAUGGCAAGAUGACUAUGGAGAUGGUCAAGGCUAGUCUUUUGAAUGAAGAGGCUAGGAGGAAAGAAUCAGGUUACCCUAGCCAAGCUGAAGCAAAUGUGAUUUCAGAAUCUAGCAGGGGGAGAAGCAAGAGCAGAAAUCCUCAUUACAGAGACAAGUCCAGGGGGAGAUCCAAAUCCAGAAAGAGAGAUUUCAUUUGCCAUUAUUGUCAGAAGCCGGGUCACAUUGAGAGAUUCUGCAGAAAGAAGAAGAGAGAUAUGUCCAAGGAGAGAAAAGAUAAAAAUGAGAAUUCCGAGCAGAAGCCAGAAGAGAAGAACACUACAGCCUUGGCAUCUAGUGAUGGUGAUUUGUUUUUGGGCACCUCCCAAAAGGCCUCAUACUAAUGGGGUUGGGUGAACCUAUAUAUUUUGGUCCAUUUUUACUUCUCCCUCCGGUGUGGGACUUGGAGGAAUCCCAACAGUGCAAAUCUUGGUUUCACCUCAUAAGAAAGGACCAUCAAUUUGCCUUGAGACAUUAUCUCACAAGAACUAGACCAUCGCCAACUACGUUGAUGGACAAUGUCGAUUACCUCGUUGAGUUUGUAAGCAAGAAUGGGCACCACAGGGGCUGCGGCUUCUCAAUACAUGAAGGAGAUAAUAAGAAGAUGUUGUACAUACACUCUUUGACUGAAAACAAAACAUUUCGCCCCUUGAAGAGGCUUGAGUUUGGACCUGGAUUGGGAGUGGAUGCAACGAAUAUCGUGCACGGUCUAAUGUGUUUUCGUGUUAUGUCUUCCUCUCGUGGGGUUAAACUAUUUCUUUGUAACCCAGCGGUUCGGGAGGUGGUGCCAGUGCCAAUUCCCAACAACCUCGAAUCAAGGGCUAUUUGUAUAAUUGCGUUCGGGUUCGAUCCAAUAAAUAACAACUACAAGAUAGUGGCACUUGAACCGCCUGAACUUAUUAGGGGAGGCACUCCCUGGCAGGUAAAUCUGUACUCUGUCAGAGAUGGUUGUUGGCGUAGUGUAUCAGACAUAGGCUCCCUUGCCCGGUUUUCUAUGUUGUCUACUGACCUUGUUGUGAAUGCCAAUGGAAGAGUUAUCAAUUGGUUUGGUGAUCUCAAGUCAAAUUACAAAGAAAAACGUCUCUUGUCAUUCGACAUGGUUGAUGAGGUUUUUCGGGAUGUACCCUUGCCGGAAUGUUUGUCCUCCUCCUCUAGAGGUUGGUGUGAAAAAAAACUCUUACCCUCAAGUGGAUGCGAGGCUUGCUUUUCUUGCUCCCGUUAUAAAAAGGGAGAGAAUUUGAAUCGCAUUGAGGUUUGGGUUCUAAACAGAGAUAAAGACCAGCAAAUGUUGUGGACCAAACAUUCUUUCGCAAUGCCAGACGAUAUGGUUGAGCGGUCUGUACUUGUUUGGAUGAAUGAUAAUGAACUCUUGCUUCGCGAUUACAAAGAGGGAGCAAAUAAUAACAUAGAGGUGUACCAUUAUGACUUGUCUGCCGCUCAGCUCAAGCGAACGGGUCGUUUUGGGAUGCACAGGACUCCAGAUGGUUAUGCGGAGAGCUUGAUCUCAAUCAAGGAGUUAAUGUCACCACCGUCCUCAUCAUAUCUUCAGGCCAUGAGAGAUGAACAAGAGAAUGAGAAAGAUGAGGUUUCUUUCAUACGAGAGGUUGGUAGAAAAAACACCGAUGUUCGUUGGUCCUAUACUUUUAAGCUAGUCUAGUACUCCCUCCGUCCCAAAAAGUUUGUUACGUUUAGGAAAAACUGCGUCCCGUAAAGUCCGUUACAUUUCUAUUAAAAAACCACUUUUACCCCUUACUUUUUCAUACCCUACCUAUCACAUCAUACCUUUUUUCUAAUAAUCUACCCAUCACAUCCUACUUUUACCCAUCACAUCAAGGUUAUUUUUGGAAAGUCAAUACCAAAAUAUCCCUCCUUUAAUUUUCCAAAAAGUCAAACCGUCCCUUUUUUUUUUGGACGGAGGGAGUAUUUGGCGGAGUUACAGCCUUACAGGCACUUCAGUUUGAAUGUUCUUUGUGGUUUUUCUAGAGUUCUUAGGUUGAGGUUUGUGGACUGUGUUAUACUCAAUAAUCACGCAUAGCCAUGGAUUAACCUACUUGUAUAUCAAAAAAGUGCACACCAAACAUGAUCAUAAGAGUUCAUACAACAAAAAUGACAUGCCCAUUCCAAUGAGCAAAAAAACAAUAAGAAUAGCAACAAAAGCAUGCACUUCUAAACGAUUAUAAGGGGUAGGGUGGCAAUAGAAGAAGUCCCGAAACAUUCACGCGAUCAAUCAUGUUAACCAAGAACACAAUGAACCCGAAUCAUGAUUUCGGGUAAAUAGCAUGCCCGGGUGCGAGUUCUCUUAACCCACAAGGGGCUUCUGCAAAAACAUUCUUGAUACAACUUGAACUAUCAAGAAAAAGUUAGAUCCUCACCCUAGCACACAAGAGUAGACAAAGGGAUGCAUUGCCAUUUCUAUAACGUCAAAAGAACAUGGAAGAAGCAUAUGUUGUGUUUUGAAAUUACUGUCCCACGAUGUAUAUCUAAUUGUAACAGUUAAAAUAGAUAAACUUUGACAAUAAAUUAAAUAAAACUAAUACAGUAUUAGAUAUUGCAAUAAAAAUAAAUGGAUUAGAUUUAUCUAGUAAAAUAUUUAAAAAAACAUAUUUUAUUAAAUUAAUAUACCAUAUAAUUUAAAUCUAAUUAUCGGUAAAAAGUUGAUUUUGGUUGACAACAAAAAAUUACAGAUAAAAUUGGACGAACAAUCUAUGAAGGACAGAGUAAUUACUUUCUAAAAACCCUUUCAAAUAACAAAACCAGAAAAGGCAACAAAAAUCAGUAUUAAGAAAACUAGUGUGCACUAAAACUAAAAACAAAAAGCCCUUUUUGGUGGCGUUGGAAGUUCUCAAUUCCUAAGAUAAGCACUGAAACUUUUUUUAAUAAAUAUAAACAUGUUUGCCCAAAAUGAAGGGACAUAGAAAACAUAAAGUUAUGAUCUUAUUACUCGUAAAUGAUUACCGUGUGUUAUAAAGUGUCAUUAAUUUUGGUGUUAAGUAACUAAAACUUGUUUUUUUACAAGAUAAUCCCUAAAGAGUAUACGGUAAACACAACAAUCUUCAUGUUCAUCCCUCAUGCUUAUUGCUAAAUUUAAAUGGGAUACACACCCCAUACGCUAAAAGCAAUACUUUACCUAUUAUUGCUUCAACUUACUUAUGGUGCUAUAACUCCAAGAACCAAACCUACACACAAUCGGGCAUAUUUAGUUCGGUUUGAGGUUAAUG
Messenger RNA from Cuscuta campestris, 3804 nucleotides. The record is from the annotation of a GenBank genome assembly. NCBI's taxonomy places the organism in Eukaryota, Viridiplantae, Streptophyta, Magnoliopsida, Solanales, Convolvulaceae.